Messenger RNA from Symbiodinium natans, 534 nucleotides. NCBI's taxonomy places the organism in Eukaryota, Dinophyceae, Suessiales, Symbiodiniaceae. The record is from the annotation of a GenBank genome assembly.
AUGGGUGCGACUGCCUUCACUGGGGAGCAGUUGCAGCAUGUGCUUCACUGCUGCGAAAACUUGUGGCAAGCUAGUGUUCGUCUGGUCAUUGCCGACGGAACAAAGCUCUUGACAAAGAGCGUGUGGGAAGAGGCUCGAAAGGCUGGCUUCAGCGUCAGCAUCCUGGAGGUGCAUUGCUCGCCAAACAUCGCAGCAAAGCGGAAGCGGACCCAGGAUGCAGACACGCCCGAUGAUCGCCUUGGCCAGGGGCAAAACUCUUGGGCAAGCCGCCAGGCCACUUGGCAGGACAUGAUCGACAAGUUGCCCCAAGCUUCUGUGCUUGGCAGACUUCGAUCGCUUGCCCGUGGCGCUCUGGGCAGGCAACUCCCGGGUGGUCCUCUCGGCAAGCCAUCAGAGAAACUUCCAAAGCGCCAACGACAACGCAGCGCUGAGGAGCUAUGGCGCAUGUUCAUUCUGCGCAAGUUAUAUUAUUUUCUAGCCCGAUUUGCAGGUUCAUUCAUGGAGUUCGUUGUAAUUCACACCUUGUUAUUCUAG